CCCACCGUCACCGGUGAAAGAAUCUUGACGGGUUAGUUACUUGGUUGGUUGGUUUGUUACCGCCUUUUUGACGCCCGCAUCUCCGUCCAUCGAUCGAUCAACCAACCAACCGACGGCCCAGAUCUCACUCCACGCAGACCGCAGCAUCACGAAAAUGACCAAAAGCGAGGUGGUGGUGGGGCCGUGGGGGCCUUAUCCCCCCCUCCUCGGUAACUUUCCCGCUGACGAAUGGGGCCCACUUAUGGUGGGCCCCGUGGGCCCCACGUGUCACUUUCUCCGGCACGGGGGUGGAUGGAGUUAACGCAGUGCCGGGGCUCCUCUCGUGUCGUCUUCACCAAAGCGAACUCCUCACUCUCUCCUCGCUCUCGCCAUUGCCGACCACUGAGAAAAGCUUCGAGCUCUCGCCGCCCAUGGAGAGCGGCGCCCACAAGAGCAGAGGCGCCGCCGCCGCCGGAGGAGGAGGAGGAGGGGAGGGGGCGAGCGGAGGAGGAGGAGGAGGGAACCACAUGGUGUGCCACCUGUGCGGGUACCAGUACCCGAACGCGCACCCCAGCGCGAAGCAGCGGCGUGCGCACCGCAAGAACUGCGGCAACCCGUCGUCGCCGUCCCCCACCGCCGCCGCUGCCCACGCCGCCGUGGAGGAGGGCGACGGGAAGAGGCUGCUGCUGCUGCGAGAUGACGGUGAAGAGGCGGCGGCGGGAGGAGGAGGAGGAGGAGGAGAUGUGGGAGAUGGCGCGAGCGCGGUGGCGGCGGAUUCCGGUGGCGUCUUGCCCGGAUCUGCGCGGGAGGUUGGGAAUGUAGCGGAUGACGAUGGCAAUGCAGAGCGUUCUUCUUCUCCUCCUCAUGUUAGUGAGGUUCAAGUCGGCCUCAGUAAAUGCACGGAAGAUUGUGUCGUCAUUGGUGACCACAUCCCUCCUUCCGGAAACGACUCUAAGGCCAGUGGAACUGAGAAUGAUGAGAUUCAGAGUGGAGUCGUUACGCGGUUAACCGAAAAUGUACCACAUCUUGAAGAUGGGCAUCACUCUGAGUCAGCUGUUAGUUCUGAUCAGUGUAUGGGUAGCACUUCUUGUCUGGUGCCUGAGCAUGGAGAUGGUGCAAGAUUGAGCUCAGAGUUCUCUGCAGAUGAAAUCAAUAAGUUAAGUGUGAUGUCUCUAGAAACAGUUACUGGAUUAAGUAAAGAUGGUAUUGGAAACAAUGAGGAUGAUUUCUCCGGUGUGGAGAGACCAAAGGCAGUGGAGGAAGAUCGAUCAGUCAAUGAUUCUAAUGUGGUUUCCAAAGAGCAAAUCCCCUGCGAAGAAACUGUGUCAUCCAUGGAGCAAAGUGAAGUUAUGUUUACUAUUGGAAACAAUGAGGAUGAUUUGUCCUGUGUGGAGAGACCAAAGGCAGUGGAGGAAGAUCGAUUAGUCAAUGAUUCUAAUGUGGUUUCUAAAGAGCAAAUCCCCUGCAAAGAAACUGUGUCAUCCAUGGAGCAAAGUGAAGUUAUGUUUACUAACUCAGUGGACCAUGUUUCUAGUUCAACCAAGGAACCUGUCAAUUUACUUGAGGAUAAGAUGUCUUGUAUUGAGAAGCAUGUAUGCCUAGACGAAACUAGUAGUAAUGAUUUAUUCCAACUUGCUAGUGGUGGUAGCCAUUCAGAGGCAUCAGGCAUUGACAAACCCCGGCAUCAAGCUGAUUGUGCCUCUCUGACGCCAGAUCAGUUGGUAAUCCCCAAGGAGAUGGAUAUUGAUGAAGGACUUCAUUGUACUGAUGCAGAUGUGGGCAUCAAAACUUUGUCAAGUGCAGUUGGACAUGCUGAUGAAGAUAUUACUGCUGUUAACCUUUCAAAGAAUGUUUGUUCACCUCAUUUGACAGUGGGCGAUGACAUACAGGAUAGUGUCAGGCAAACAAUUGAUAUCACUCCCAUGCCACCUCAAGUUGAUCUAGCAGAGGUUAGCACAUCCUCUACUUCUCAUGAGAUCGAUAAAGUAAGUAGUAAAGAUGGUAUUGAUGAAAGAAAUCCAAAUGUAAACCUUACUUCCGAUGAGGUAAAUGAGGUGCAUGGCAUAGAUGUUGAGGAAAUUCCACAUAUUGAAGAUAUUGCUGCAUAUAAUGAUUAUCAAGAGCCUAAUACAGUGCGUGGUACUCGUGAUUUUGAAGAAGAUACGCAGAAUGAAGAAAUUAUUGCAGAAGCUAGUUCUCACAAUAUCACUGCUGUACAGAGCACAUGUAAUGUUGAAGAAAAGGAACAGAUUGAAGAAUUCGAUAGCAAUUCUUCCUGUAACAAGAUCCAUGAGAUAAGCAGCAGGGGCGUUGAAGAAACAAAACUGACUGAUGUUAAUGUGGAAACUGCAGAUGAGAUAAAUGUGGCAAGCAGCCUAGAAAAUGUUGAAGAAAAGCAGAGCAAUAGAGAAACCAUUGCAGACCCUUCAGUUGAGAUUGAUGUGGCAAACUUGCCAAGUAGCCUUGAAUUAAGCAAGCUUGAUGUAGAAACUAGCACAUACCAUACUGCUUAUGAGGCCAAUGCAGUGAAUGCCAUGGAAAAUGUUGAAGAAAUGAAGCAGAAGGAAGAAAUCGCUGUAGCGCCCACUUCUCAUAUCAACACGAUAUCGAGCACCACUAAUGAUGACCAGAAGCAGAGUGAAGAACUCUCUGUUGGCCCUAGUUCCGAUGAGAUUACUGUGCCGCAUGGCGAAUUCAGUGUUAAGGAGAAGACUGAGGAGACUGUGUCAGACCCUACAUCCAACAAAACUGAUAUGGUAAGCACUAGUGGCGGCGUUGAAGAACAGAACCACGGUGAUGAAGUAACUUCAGGCACGAAUACUCAUGAGGAAAGUGUAAUAUUAGUACACACCACCGAUAAUGUCGAAAAGAAGAUGAACAAAGAUCUUACUUCAGAACCUGCAGACAAUGUUGAAGAGGAAGUGCAGAGUGAAGAUAUCGCAACAGACCCUACUUCUCAUGAGAGCAGCACGCUACAUAUCACAGACGGUGCUGAAAGCAAGAAACAGGAUGCGAAGGUCGCUGCAGAUCUCGCUGCUGGCAAAAUUGAUGUGCCACGGAGCGCAGAUGAUGCUGAAGAACAGAAGCAUGAGGCGACCGUCAGCACGGAUGAUGAUCUCAAAGGAGAUGAUCCGAGCGAAAGCAACUCGCCGCAGAUCAUAGACGGUGCUGGAGACAAGGAACAGGACGCAGAAACCGCUGCAGAUCCUCCUCCUGGCAAAACCGACGCGCCACCCAGCACAGAUGACGCUGAAGAAACGAAGCCGAAGGAGGAGGAGUUGGAGACGGUCGGCACGGUGGUCGACGAUCCUAAGGAGGAGGACAAGGAGGAGAUCGCCGACAAGGAAGUGAUCGUGAAUUCAGACAAGAACCACGUCUCACUGAAGUCCCUCCUCUCCGAGAAGGCCGCAGAAACCAAGGAGUCGAAGAAGCCGAGCACCAAGGAUCGCGUGCUGUCGUUCCGGCGGCGGGUGUCGAAAGACGGCGGCUCUCCGGCGAAGCCAGGCUCUCCCAAAGCGGCGGUUUCAGGGCAGCAGCAGGAUUGGAACUCUCCGGCGAGGUUACCGGUGGAGAAGAAGCCUAAGGGGAAGAAGCAGCAGUGGGUGCCCUUCAUUUGCUGCCCCUCCAUGAGCUGAUCGAUCGAUGAUGUUAUAUAUGAAUAUAAAUCUUUAGUGUGCCACAUUCUUGUUUCGUUUUUUUUUUACCCAUUUUGCUCGUGGACUAAGAAGAAUUGCAUUUUGUUUAUGCACGCUACAUGCUAUUCUGCCUCUGCAUUUCAUGCAAGUAUUAAAGCAGUGUCAGUUUAUACGUAAGCUGUCUUUGGUGA
Molecule: messenger RNA, 3805 nt
Organism: Oryza sativa Japonica Group (Japanese rice)
Lineage: Eukaryota; Viridiplantae; Streptophyta; Magnoliopsida; Poales; Poaceae
Source: RefSeq, a predicted model, not a curated record